AUGAAGUUCACGGCCAUUGUUCUGGCUCUUGCGGGGACGGCUUGGGGCGCCGCACCGCAACGGCGUGAUGAUACUGCGGCUACGACGGCAAUUGCCACGGCCACUGAUGCGGGUGGCUUCAAUAUCGAGCAGAUCUCGAGUGCACUCGCCCAUCUCUCCAUGGACACCACCGCGAGCGCCAACUUCGCUAAUAUCUCGCCGCCGCCUAAAAAGCUCAUUCCUGAGUUGCUAUCGGUGGUCCCGGUGACCGUUCUCUUGGAACUCGUCGACGCCCAGUCGCGCAGCUCGCUGGCGAGCGAAUUCAGGGCUGGAAACACGCCAGCGUGGUACAACAGCCUUCCAGCGGAUGUGAAGAGUUACAUAUCCGUGGUGAAGUCGCAGAUCUUGGGGGGAGCGUUGACGGCGACUACUGGCCUGGCGUACGAGACUAGUAGUGCCAGCAGUGCCGGCGGCACGGGAGCGACAGCAACGGCAGCCUCUUCGACGGCGACCGGGGCGACCUCGAGCUCGACCUCGAAGGGCCUGGCGGCGUCGCAGCCGGCGGGGCUGACUGCAUCGGUGAUCGGGGCAUUGAGUGUUCUUGGGUUAGCCCUGGCGCUGUAG
Molecule: messenger RNA, 603 nt
Organism: Penicillium canariense
Lineage: Eukaryota; Fungi; Ascomycota; Eurotiomycetes; Eurotiales; Aspergillaceae
Exons: 2
Coding region: 1-603 (200 amino acids)
Source: RefSeq, a predicted model, not a curated record